This is a messenger RNA of Lactuca sativa (garden lettuce), 924 nucleotides long. The record is from RefSeq and is a predicted model, not a curated record. NCBI's taxonomy places the organism in Eukaryota, Viridiplantae, Streptophyta, Magnoliopsida, Asterales, Asteraceae.
AUGCACCCACCACACACCAUUACGAACACCACUCAACAUUACCACCAACCACCACCCACCACUUACCGUCACCACCCCCCUCAACUACCCACCACCACCGCCCUCACCAUCCCACCUUUACUAUGUAUCACCACCCACCACCAUGACCCAUCACCACCACCCGCCUACACCACCCAUCAUCACCACCCACCAACACCACCCCCACCCACCACCCAUCAAGACUACCAUCACCUACCACCAUCGCCACCGACCACCACCACCCACUUCCAUUACCCAUCACCACUACAUGUUCCCACCUCUCUGCACAUCAACCACCAAAACCACCAUCACCACCACUCGCUACCACCACCCACCACUUCACAACCACCCCUACCCCUCACCGUCAGCAUCCACCACAUCCACCACCGACCCAUCCACCCACCACCUACCUCCACCAUCCAUCACCCACUACCUACCAUUAUGACCACUACUCGCCAAUACCACCAACCACCACCCAUCACCACCCGCCUCCAGCACCCACCAUCACCACCACCCCCACCUACUCAUCACCAUCACUUGCCAACACCACCAAUCACUACCACACACCACAACCAGCCCCACCCACCACCCACCAAGACCACCACCACCUACCACCAUCACCAUCGACCACCAACCUCCACCAACCACCCACCCACCUCUAUCACCAUCACUACCACCUGUCACGACCACCACACCCAUCACCUACCAAACCCACCACCCACCACCAUCACCACCACCCGCCACUACCACCUCCACCCAACACCUACGAAAACCACCACCCACAACUAUCACCACCACCCGCCAACCUUAUCCCUACAACCCACCAUCACUAUCUACCGAAACCACCACCUACCCACCCACCUCCACCACUCAUCACUACCACCUGCCCACCACUCACCAUUAUGA